Molecule: messenger RNA, 1527 nt
Organism: Cercopithifilaria johnstoni
Lineage: Eukaryota; Metazoa; Nematoda; Chromadorea; Rhabditida; Onchocercidae
Source: the annotation of a GenBank genome assembly
AUGAAUAUAAAUGAAUUUCGUCAUUACGGUGGACAGAUGAUUGAUAUAGUAGCGAGUUAUUGGGAAACACUCCGAAAAAGAUUUCCGUUACCGGAUGUAAAACCUGGAUUCAUCAAUGAACUGGUACCACGAGAUCCUCCUGUUAUGGGUGAGUCAUGGGAGAAAAUUUUCAGUGAUAUCGAUGCAGUAGUUAUUAAUUGUAACACUCAUUGGCAACAUCCUAAUUUUUUCGCCUAUUUUCCAAGUGGUAUUUCUUAUCAGUCAAUUAUGGGUGAUAUUCUUAGCAGUGGAUUAGCAAGCGUUGGAUUUAGUUGGCAAUCAUCACCUUCCAUGACGGAACUUGAAAUUUUGAUGACAAAUUGGUUAGCUAAAGCAUUGGGAUUACCGGUAGAAUUUAUGAAUAGCAAAACUGGAUGUGGUAUAGGUAUUAUUCAAAGUACUGCCAGUGAUGCAACUUAUAUAGCAAUAUUAGCAGCAAGAGGACGAGUUAUAGAGCGUAUCAAAGCAUCUGAAGGUAUCAUCAACGAGGAAUUGGAGGUAAUUUCGGAUGAUUCCGGUGAAUUAUGCUACUAUCCAUAUCAUGAUGCAACCAUUACAACUAAAUUAGUUGCUUACUGCUCGGAUCAAGCUCAUUCAUCAGUAGAAAAAGGUGCCAUGCUGGCAGGUACGCGUUUACGAAAACUCAGAACUGUACGUGGUGGAUCUUUUGAUAAUUUUUCUGUUAUUGCGAAAAUUCUUGAAGAAGCAAUAAUGAUAGAUCGAAAGAAUGGUUUAGUACCAUUCAUAUUUAUCAUGACUUUGGGUACAACAUCAACUUGUGGAGUGGAUCCGGUAGAUGAACUUGGAUCAAUAUGUCAGAGAGAAAACAUUUGGAUACAUGUUGAUUCGGCAUAUGCUGGGGCAUUUUUACUUUGUCCUGAAUAUCGUUACUUAUCUCGUGGAUUCGAAUAUAUUGAUUCAUUCAAUGUUAAUGCUCACAAAGCAUUACCGAUAAAUUUCGAUUGUUCUCCAAUGUGGUUUCGAAAUGGGAAACAAAUAAUGAAAUACUUUGCGGUAAAUCCGAUCUAUCUGAAACAUGAUCAGACUUGUGCAAUUGAUUAUCGACAUUUCCAAAUAGCUCUUGGAAGAAGAUUUCGAUCGUUGAAAAUAUGGUUCGUGUUGCGAAAUUUUGGCAUUACUGGCCUACAAAAGCACUUGAGAAAGAUGGUCGAGCUAGCAAUGAGCUUUGAAGCGCUCCUCCAAAAGGAUGGAUUAUUUGAGUUUUUCGUACCGCGAACAUGGGGAAUGAUAUGCUUCCGUCUAAAAGAUUCGACAAAUGAGAUGAAUGAGGAGCUAAGUCGAAGAAUCAACGAGGAUCGCCGUAUCCAUGUGCUAGCUUCCGUUGUUCAUGGAGUUUAUUUCCUGCGUCUGACAGUUUGCAGCACGUUAACUACAUAUGAGGAUAUACGUCAAGCGCAUGCGAUCAUGCAUAAUUUUGCUGAAGAUGUACGAAGAGAUAUGAAACAACAAAUAUCUGUUAUAAAAUAA